AUGUUCAGGAAGAAAAAGGCUUCCAGUUACUCUCGACCUCCAGCAAAAAGUAAUGCUUCAUCUUCUACUUCGAGGAUGCCGAAGCGGAAAAGGGCUAGGUCUCUUCCGAGGAAAACUAAACAAGUACCAAAUCCGCAGUUCAUAGGGGGCGAACCAUCGGCACCUACUAGCAAGGAAUGGGAAAGUAUGACUCAGUACCAUAGCUUUAUUGUAAAGGAUGCUGAAGGAAAUGAACACCGAUUCCCUAUUCAAACCUACUCCCUCAUCCUUCCAGAGGGAGCCGACCCAGAAAAUCCACCCCUAUUGCGAGACUAUUGGGUAGGCAGGAUCAAAGAAAUCCGGGGUCGUAAUAAUGAUCCUUUCGACGUUUGGGCUAGUGUUCAAUGGAUGAUGUCCAUCCAGGACGUUAACGAAUACAUAAAAGUCCCAUCAGAGUCGUUCGGCAAGUUGGAGCGAGUCCUGUCAAAUCAUUUCGAUUUCGUGCACACGUCGUGUUUUGCGAGUCUAACUCAUGUUGCUCCUUAUGUUGAGUCAGAUACAGAGCCUCCAGCUAUCAGUGAUGAGACUUUCUACUAUCGCUAUACAUUCGAUAUCUACUCUUACGAGCUUAAGCCAGUCCUUACUGCCAGUUGUUUCUGCAAUGAAGGUUACAACCCGAACGAGUCGCCAAUAAUGCAUUUCUGUCCACGGAAGGGAUGCUGCAAAGCUUUUCACGCCGAUUGUCUUCGAGCCGCAAGUUACGUUGAGAAACCGAGGAAAGACCUCCGUUCUCUCAAGCCGUGGAGGGAGCUGCAAUUUGAAGGAGCAAUCUAUGAUUCUUCAGAAGAGGAGGGAGCAAGGGUUAAACCACCCGUCUCUAAUGCUUCGAGUUCGAGGACACUCGUAUCGUCUUCAAACCAACCAAACUACAAGCGAAUACGAAGCCGUAGCCCAAAUGCAGUUCCUCUAGAAGUAGACAAACAUCAAAAUUUGCCAUUAUCACUCCUUACAAUUGCUCGAUCGCCGAUGGUUAGGGGUAUUGGUACAGAUUUACCAUACGAAUGGAGUUGCGUUACGGGUAAUCUCGCCGUCGUCACCCGCGCACGCAAGCUUGUUCGCGAAGUUAUUGAGGAUGGCAGACGGCUGCCGAGGAAAUGGCGUUCACUACUCGAGAUUCCUGGGCAGGAGGACAAGGAUGACGACGAAGAUUCCAUGAUUGAUAUGGAUGGGGAAUCUGUGAAAAACAUACGAAGCAACGAACAGAUCGAAGGACGUAAGAUGACAGGGAAGCGGAAGAGAAUAGCUCGCCUUACACUUCCAGUUAAACGCCACAAGAUCAAACAUACGGUACAGUCUGACGGAGAGAUCGAUAUACGACCAGACGCAAAGGAGUACGCGAGGUGGAGAACAUAUCGUUCGUUUGUUGUGACGGAUGAAAAUGGUGAACCAGUGACUUUCUCUGUCGGUGAAUAUGGACUCGUCAUCCCAUAUGGAGUCUCACCGAAGUAUCCUCUGCCUCUGCACGAACACUGGGUAGGAAAGAUACGGCAGAUACGUUCUAAAGGGUAUGAUCCCUCAGAGGUAUGGGCAGACGUCCAAUGGCUAUGGUCUGCAGUUGAUAUUGCCGAAGCGAACGGUACUCUUGAUCUAACUCAGUUUGGAAGCAUGGAGCGAUUUCCCUCCAAUUCGAGUGAUUUUGUUCACUCGAGUUGUUUCCAAUAUCUAGCAAAGGUUGUUCAAUUCAAUGAAGGAGAUCCUGAGCCGCCUAAUAUCACAGAUGAGACCUUUUACACUCGUUAUUCGUAUGAUCACAUCAAGAAUCGAAUCCUUCCAAAGAUCAUUGCGAGUUGUUUUUGCGGAGUCCCAUACAAUCCAGACGAGGCACCCGCUAUACACUUCUGUCCUCGCAAAAAAUGCAAUGUGGCAUUUCACGCCCCAUGCCUUCGGAACAAUGGCUGGGUAUACAGGCAGGAACUAAAGUCUGAUACCAGUCUUGACGUACCUCCCGAGACCCCAGGCAAACGAAAGCGGGAGCCAACUCAAACCAGUGAAUCAGAGUCACCAGGAUUAGAAGAGAAGACGACGACGACGAAUACUAUCGUUCCCCGCGCACUCCAAUUCGAACGCACGCUUCCCGGCGCGACAUUGGGGGAUAGUCUAAACGCUGUGCCAGCCAACUGGGUCAUAGAUGUCAAUAGUAAUGUUGACUCUUCUCCUGGUUUAGCCUUCAAUGCGUCUGUUUCGCAGACUCCGCCUUCUGGGAAAAAGCGUUCUCGGAUAAUAUUCACAAGGUAUAACCUCGUCCCUUCCACGUUACUCGCCCUCGCACGGUCGCCAAUGGCACGAGGGAAUGAUACUGGUUUGCCAGAGGAUAGAGGAUGCGUCACUGGGAACGUCGCGUUUGUUUCACGCGCUCGGAAACUAGUUGCAAGAAUUGUGCACCAGGGAAAGCCAUUACCCGAAGACUGGUUUGACCAGCUGGAUCUGCCUAAGUAUGAAUGUGAUGAUGAAUCAGAUGGGAGUGGAGGGAGGAAGAGCAAGGAAGACGAGGUAUUGGAAUGGGUUGUGAAGGAUGAAGGGCUGCUUUGUCCCAGAUGUGGAGGUGCGAUAUAA
Molecule: messenger RNA, 2592 nt
Organism: Fomitiporia mediterranea MF3/22
Lineage: Eukaryota; Fungi; Basidiomycota; Agaricomycetes; Hymenochaetales; Hymenochaetaceae
Exons: 14
Coding region: 1-2592 (863 amino acids)
Molecular function (GO): chromatin binding
Source: RefSeq, a predicted model, not a curated record